Molecule: messenger RNA, 2373 nt
Organism: Salvelinus fontinalis (brook trout)
Lineage: Eukaryota; Metazoa; Chordata; Actinopteri; Salmoniformes; Salmonidae
Product: C-type mannose receptor 2-like
Exons: 4
Coding region: 1353-2006 (217 amino acids)
Source: RefSeq, a predicted model, not a curated record
GGUCUUACUCAGGCUUCCUUUAAGACUCCAAGUGGAAUUAUGUUUAUCGACAUUUUUACAUAUUAAUCAAAAAUGAAAAGCUGAAAUAUCUUGAGUCAAUAAGUAUUCAAACACUUUGUUAUGGCAAGCCUGAAUAAGUUUAGAAGCAAAAAUAUCCUUAACAAGUCACAUAAUAAGUUACAUGGACUCACUCUUUGUGCAAUAAUAUUGUUUAACAAGAUUUCUGAAUCCCAUAACGCUAAAAGUAGCAGAGAUCCCAGUCUGGAACUUUGAUAUGGACGUAGAGUAUAUUAUAAAAUGCACCCCCUUUUCCCCUUAGAACAGCCUCAAUUCGUCGGUACAAUUCGUUGGGGAAUCUACAAGGUGUCGAAAGUGUUCCACAGGGAUGCUGGCCCAUGUUAACUCCAAUGCUUCCCAUAGUUGUGUCAGGUUGGCUGGAUGUCCCUUGGGUGAUAAACAAUGUUGAUACACAUGGAAACUGUUGAGCUUGAAAAACCCAACAGCUUUGCUGUUCUACUACCAUACCCGUUCAAAGGCACUUAAAUAUUUUGUUUUGCCCAUUCACCCUCUAAAUGGCACACAUAAACAAUCCAAGUUUCAAUUGUCUCAAGGCUUAAACAUGCUUCUUUAACUUGUCCCCUCCCCUUCAUCUACACUGAUUGAAGUGGAUUUAACAGGUGAUAUCAAUGAGGGAUCAUAGCUUCACCUGAAUUCACCUGGUCAGUCUAUGCCAUGGAAAGAGCAUGUUUUGUACACUCAGGUUAUGUCAACAAUCCUUCCUCUAACAGACCAUUCUAUGGAUUAUAUUUAGUGAAAAUCCCCAAAAGUUCUGUAUUUAUUUGGUUCUAGUUUCAUGAGGAAUCACCCCGUGCUUUGUCUGUCCACACAGGUCCAGCAGUAGAGAUACUAGUGUUUACUCUGUUUAGUGAGGGGAGGAGCAUGGCGGAAGCUCAGAAGUUCUGCAGGGAGUAUUACGAGGAACUGGCCACCAUCUUCAAUGCUGAGGACCAGAUAGCAGCUCUGAGAACAGUGUCAGCACAAAACCUCACUGACGCUGUCUGGGUCCACUCCCAAUACAAUGCUUUUUGUCCCAGAGUGGGCUAUUGGAAUCCACCAAAUGCAAAGUGUGUUGUUCAUGGACAAAGAGCAAAAGUAUGGGGUUUGAGAGAUUGCAUAAAUCCAUGUCAAUUUGUGUGCCAGAAAAGUAAGUUGAUUUUGCAUCCAUUCUCUCCCUUGUCUGAUAUUUGUCAUUCUUAACACCUUGGUAAAGUACAUAGUACAUUUCAAAUCAUGUCACCUUUAUGAGGUACAGUAUCCUUUGACAACCGUUUAGGUACAUUUAUUUAACAUCAAUGUCUGUCUAUCAGGACAUUUUUAGGACAAUUGUUUAUCUUCUGUCCUUAGGCACACAAUCAAACAAUUCCUCAGAGCUUAAAUAUUACAUGGGUCAAGGUUCAUUGACGUGGAAGGGGGCACAGACUGCUUGCCGAGCCGAUGGAGAUGAUUUAGCGAGCAUCCUCACCCAAGAGGAUUACACAGCAUUCCAAGGCAUAACAGAUUCACAGCAGUAUGAUAUGUGGAUCGGACUCUACUGGAAGACUUCUACCAGAAUGCGGCAGUGGUCCAAUGGGGACCCCUUUCCAUACUGUGUGUCUGAGCCUCAACUGGGUGCAAGUAACUGCUGCUCCCUGACCCGUAAGGGCCAUGGACAGACUGAACACGCCUCCCUGGACAAGAUAGACUGCUCUCUGAAGAGACCGUUCCUUUGCACUGGAAAAAAGAGAAUGAAGCAGACCAUUGUAAGGAUGUCUCUGAAAUCUAACACAGGAGGUGACCUCAAUGACCCAGUGGUAAAGGAACAGAUGUUGGAGCAGAUCAGAAAGGAGUUUGCUAAGAACGGGAACUUCAUCAAAGACCUGCGCUGGAGAGAACUGCCGAAUGGAGACGUUUUUCGCAAAAUAGUUGAACUUGGAAGCCCUGAAGAAGGUCAGUGUGGGUCUGGAUGAAGAGGACCAGCCAUGAUGAUGCAACAGGAGAGGCAUGGAAGGUCCAAGAAAACUAAAACAGUCAAGCCUACUGUAAAUAACCCUAGUACCUCAUAAUAUAUGACCGUAUAUAAAUAACAUUAUCUUAGUUCACGGACAAUGUUUUUUUUUUAAUGAUUGAUAGCUUUCUGCUUUUGAAUGAGAAAUAAGAUGUCAAGUUAUGUUAGGCUAGUUUUAAACUCUACAAUGUUUUACUAUUGUAACAUCAAAUUAUAAUCUAUGACAUGUUGGUGUAUGAAUUUAAUGUAAUAAUAUUUGUUGUACAUUAGGUCAAUUUGAUUAAUGAAGAGAAGUUUGUAGUUUAAACAUGCAUAGUAACAUGUUUUAG